Darwinula stevensoni is the source of this 2164-nucleotide messenger RNA. The record is from the annotation of a GenBank genome assembly. NCBI's taxonomy places the organism in Eukaryota, Metazoa, Arthropoda, Ostracoda, Podocopida, Darwinulidae.
AUGCUCGGCUCACCGGUGGGAAGCUUCGGGCUCCCCUCGCCCCUCCACGCCCUGCAGGGCUUCCCCGCCGGGGCCGCCGCCGCCGCCGCCGCCGCCCACGAGUACCUCCGCCUGAAGAAGGCCCGCCUCGCGAACGGCACGGACUUUCCCACCUACGAGAAUGGGCAUCUUCAAGAAAAGAGCCCACUGUUGGCAAACGGGUACAACCAGCCUCCGACUCACCUGAGCGCCAUGCAGCUGCUGAGCGCCGGGUUCAACCCCCAUCCGGGGGCCCACCAUGGCUCCCCCGCCGACGUGAGGAGCGUGAUGAUGUCGUCGUCGGGAGCCGCUGGCUUCCCGGUCUCGGUGUCCAGUCAGCACCUGGCGGCUGCCGCUGCCGCUGCCGCUGUCGCUCGGCCGUACCACCCUUUCGGCUCCCUCAAGGCCGGAUUUCUAGCCGGCAGCCGGGAUCCCAUUAUGCUCCGGUCUGAUCCUGCGAACGGGGUGAACAGCCCAGUGUUGAACCUCUCGAAGAAAGGGGGGGAGAGUGCCAGCGACGGAGACGGGGAACAAGAAGAAGAAGAAGAGGAGGAAGACGAGGAUUACUCCGAAACCGAAUUCGAAGAACACAAAGGCUUACCUACAGGUGGGGCUGGAAAGAGCGGCGAGACGGGCGGCAUCACCCCCGAACAGCUCUACUCCUCUUUCCUCGGCUCUGUCCACCAAUUGUCGUCGACGGAGACCCUGCUGAGGAACAUCGAAGGUCUCCUUCGAGUCGCGGCCGAGUCGGCCAGACAGACCGAUAGACAGGUCCAGCUGGAGAAAGCCGAACUGAAGAUGGAGCUGGCGAGGGAACGAGAACAGAGAGAGGGCUCGGAACGGCAACUCAACGAGGAGCAGCGGAUUCGAGGACUGCACGAGAUAUCCCACGACUCGGCCGGUCGUGGCGAUAACCGUCGGUUAGGGAAGCGGUUCGGGGCGGUGAAACGUAAACGACCAGAUGAGUAUCAUGUAAAUCGACGCGAAACAACGAUGAUGAUGAUGCAGGCGACCUUUUCGAGGGGAAAAACGAUCCGGUUCGUGAUCGACCCCCCGACCCCGGCCUUCCUCUCUCUCGUAGAUGGAAUUUCCUCGGGAGAAAAGAGAGAUGACAGCCGGGUUUGGCCAAAAGACCUUGAUCUCUCUCGUUCCUUCCUCGAUCAUCGUUCGGCCUCAUCAUUUACCCCAUCCUCAUAUGAAGAGGUGAGGAGUAACAUGGGCUCCUCGAACAGCGUCGCCGUGACUCAGAGGCGACUCCGGAAGGAGAAACGACUGCGUCGGCGUGCGCAAGAAAACUUGGAAGGAGAACUGCGACGAAGGCGACAUCUCGAGGAACUACUCACGACCUCAGCUCCACCAGAACUCCUCCGUAAGAUUCAAGAUGUUCUGAAGUGGGAUGGCGGAAAGGUGGAAGAGGGGGGCGAGGGGGGCAGUGAGGGGGCGGAGCAUCCCCCCAAAAGUCCCACCUCUCCCCCCGUCAAAACAGAGGGGAACCGACAGAAUUACUAUCAGAACUCCCUGUUGUUUAUGAACUCAACCUAGUCUGACUGCGGCCCCCCACAAUGGAGUCCCACACACAUAUCUCGAGGGGAGGUUCCAUCGUCACCAUCAUCAUCAUCAUCAACAUCCGUAUCAUCCGGUGACCGAAAGGAAAAUUGUGUUUUUUUCAUCAUCUCCUCGGGAUGAACUCUGUAUUUGUCUCUAGUCACAUGAUGGUCGUGGAUUCAGUGUAGAUCUAUUUGCUUCUGCCCGUUAGCUUCGACUUCCCCAAACCUCUGUCAAAAUGGGUCCAAAAUGGAUUAAGAAACCUGUUUCCCCCGAUUCAUAUGACCGAGUGAUGGGAAUGCUUGUUAUCAACGCACCCGCGAAUUCCAUGGUUUUGUCUGUGAUUCCUUCCAAGUCCUCAAUGUCUGUGUAUCAUACAGGCGGUGUCUCGGUUUCCAUGUCAUCCUGUAUAACUUAUGUAUAAAUUAAGAAGUGUUUUUUUUGGGCAGCACCAAGAGAAUUUAUGGAAGAGCGAAAGGGAGAGAGAGAGAGAGAGCGAGCGAGAGAGCGAGAGAGAGAGAGAGAGAGAGAGAUGAUAUCCGUAGGCAUGGUAAGACGUUGUCGGAAAGAAAUUGUGCAGAUAAUAAAAGGAAAACCUAUU